AAACACAACAGAAAAGAAAAUGACUCAGAUUGGACAGAGAUGUCGCUGCUCCUUUAGUCAGAAAGGAGAACUCGGACAAUAACGAGCUUUACCUUAAAAAUCCGCAAAUCGUCUACAUUUAUGCAUGCAAUAUUCAGAUAAAGUAAAUAAACCAAACUGAGACGUUUGUGAUAACUAAACACAUAACGCGUCCUCAGUCCUUCUAUCAGAGCUCAUAUCUUCUGGGAUCCGUGGAUGGCGUCGUGACGUCAGCACGUCCCGAGCUCUCGCGAGCGCAGGAAAUUGGAGCAGCGACAAACAUCGGCUGUAAAUUUUGUUUUAACUCUUUUUUUUUUCUUUAUUAAUUAUUGUUUUUAGACCUCAAGCCAGCCGAAGAAACACUUUUCUUGCCGAUAGUGUCGUUUGAAGGGCGUUUUGUGUUUUUAAAGUGGUCGAUUCGUACUUUUAUCCCGGUGUUUUUCCUUAUGGAUUAGAUGGUGACGCGUCAGAAUAAUUGACUCUAAAAAACGCGUUUCGUUCAUUUAUAUUUAAAUCGUACAGCUCGUCAUCUAACUUCGUCUUUAAGUGUUCAUUUUAAAGGCUAAAUUGUUUUAUUCCUGCGCUUGCAUGAGGAUGAUUUUGAUUCCUCUUACUUUAGCUGCUAAUGCUAACUAGCGCAGGCCGCUAUUGGAGUUUAUUUAUAUAUAAGAUUAAAGUAUUUAUGUGAUUUAUAUUUAUAUUUGGGUGUAUGGAUGGCAGUGUGAAUCUGACGGAGGUCUUUGAUUGAUCAGUGAUGUCUUCUCCAUCACUUUAGACUCAGAUCUCUAGUAAUGAGUGAUGUUCUCAUUCAUUAUAAAGGCCUCGCUUAUUUUCUUUUUUGUUUCGCUCAUUCCUCGUCAGAUAAUAAUAAUAAAAAGUGAUUCGUGACUUAUUUUACUCAUGUCGUGAAGUUUAAUGGCUUGACGAAUAAUUUGCGUCGUAGUUGAUAUUUUAAAUGUGUUAGCUGUGAUUGAACUGGAUACAGUAGAGAAGAAGAGAAACAAACCCAGCUCAGAAUCAAGAUGAUGUGCGAGGUGAUGCCCACCAUCAGCGAGGCGGAGGUCAGCAGUAACGGAGGCGGUCUGGGCCCUGGCUCUCCCGUGCAGACGGACUCUGAGGGCCACUUUGAGUCUCUGAUGGUGUCUAUGCUGGAGGAGAGAGACCGACUGCUGGACACGCUCCGAGAGACGCAGGAGAACCUGUGUGUGACGCAGAGCAAACUGCACGAGAUCAGCCACGAGAGAGACUCGCUGCAGAGACAGCUCAACAGUGCCCUGCCACAGGAGUUUGCAGCUCUUACGAAGGAAGUGAAUCUGUGUCGAGAGCAGCUGCUGGAGCGAGAGGAGGAGAUCUCCGAGCUGAAAGCAGAGAGAAACAACACACGCUUGUUGCUGGAGCAUCUGGAGUGUCUGGUGUCUCGUCACGAGCGUUCUCUGAGGAUGACCGUAGUCAAGCGUCAGGCUCAGUCUCCCGCCGGCGUCUCCAGUGAGGUGGAGGUGCUCAAGGCACUCAAAUCUCUCUUCGAGCACCACAAAGCCCUGGAUGAGAAGGUGAGAGAGCGUCUGCGUGUGGCUCUGGAGAGAUGCAGUAUGCUGGAGGAGCAGCUCACCGCCGCUCAUAAAGAGCUGGUGUUCCUGAAGGAGCAGGGCAGUCUGAAGAGGGCGAUGACCGAUGGCUCAGCAGAAGUCAAUCACAGCUCAGAUGCAGCACCUAACACUAACGGCAAGCAGCGCUUGUCAGACGUGUCUCUGGGUGCAGAGGAGGAUUGUGGGAAGGACGUGGAGCUGCAGGAGGCUCUGGACAGACAGAGUAAGGAGCUCCUGCACAUGAAGGAGCGUGUGGCGUCUCUGUGCAGCCGCGUCUCUGAGCUGGAGGAGGAUCUGGACACGGCCCGGAAAGACCUCAUCAAGUCUGAGGACAUCAACAGCCGUCUGCAGAGAGACUUACGAGAGUCUCUGGCUCAGAAGGAUGACAUGGAGGAGAGGAUCACUACGCUGGAGAAGCGCUACCUCGCGGCUCAGAGAGAAGCCACGUCUGUCCAUGACCUCAACGACAAACUGGAGAACCAGAUCGCCAACAAGGACUCGCUGGUCUGCCAGCUGGAGGACAGGAGUCGUGUGCUGCAGGAGCGUCUGGAGCUGGCGGAGCAGAAGCUGCAGCAGACGAUGCGUAAGGCCGAGACGCUGCCGGAGGUGGAGGCAGAGCUGGCUCAGAGGGUCGUGGCCCUCACUAAGGCGGAGGAGCGGCACGGGAACGUGGAGGAGCGUCUCAGACAGAUGGAGGCUCAGCUGGAGGAGAAGCACCAGGAGCUGCUGAGGGCUCGUCAGCGGGAGAAGAUGAACGAAGAGCACAACAAGCGUCUGUCGGAGACCGUGGACAAACUGCUGUCUGAGUCCAACGAGAGACUGCAGCUUCACCUGAAGGAGCGCAUGACGGCGCUGGAGGACAAGAACGCUCUGAUCCGGGAUCUGGAGCACACUAAGAAGCUGAUAGAAGAGGCUCAUCAUGAGAAGGAGCAGCUGCUCAUCCAGAUCGAGACCAUGAGGAGCGAACACGAGCGCGGACGCAGCCGGAGCAACUCUCUGCUGCAUCAUGGGCGCUCUCACGCGAGCGGCACGCCGGACUUCAGGUUCCCAGUGUCCGUGUCGUCAGCGCUGGACAGUCACUACAGCAGCGCUCUGGUGCUCAGACGACCGCAGAAGGGACGAGUGUCUGCGCUGCGGGACGAGCCCCUGAAGGUGCAGACGCUGGACGAGCAGGAGUGGGACCGUCUGCAGCAGGCUAGUGUUCUGGCUAGCGUAGCUCAUGCGUUCGAGAGUGAUCUGGACGUGUCAGACGUGGAGGACGACAGAGAGACGGUCUUCAGCUCCAUGGACCUGCUGUCUCCUGCUGGACAGGCAGACGCUCAGACGCUCGCCCUGAUGCUGCAGGAGCAGCUGGACGCCAUCAACAACGAGAUCCGCAUGAUCCAGGAGGAGAAGGACAGCACUGCACUGAGAGCUGAGGAGAUCGAGGGUCGUGUGGGCAGUGGAGAUGAUCUGGACAGCCGCUUCCGCUCCAUCGCGUCCCUGCAGCCCUCCUUCCACAGCUCCUCUCCACCCGGAUCCGGUCACUCCACGCCCCGCCGGCCCUCACACAGCCCCAGCAGAGAGCUGGACCGCAUGGGGGUCAUGACCCUGUGUGCUCAAGAUGAUAAAGCCUCCAUCAGAUGUGAGACGUCUCCUCCAUCCACACCGUCCUCCAGGAGACUCCAUAAAGGAGCGCUGCACACCUCCAGCCACGAGGACAUCCGAGACGUGCGGGGAGCCGGGCUGCAGGACGGAGCGGGCAGUAAUCCCAGCAGCAGUAACAGCAGUCAGGACUCACUCAACAAAGGAGCCAAGAAGAAGGGCAUCAAGUCCUCCAUCGGUCGACUGUUUGCCAAGAAGGAGAAGAGCAGAGCCAGUCCGGGGGGGAAAGAGUGUCCUGGGCCAGCGCUGGCAGGUACACCUGAUGGAGGAGGCGCACCGGACGCCAUGACGCUUGGGAAGAUGAGCGGUCCAGCAGAGAAGAACCGGAAGCUGCAGAAGAAACACGAGCUACUGGAGGAGGCGUGUCGUCAGGGUCUGCCCUUCGCUCAGUGGGACGGUCCCACGGUGGUGGUGUGGUUGGAGCUGUGGGUGGGGAUGCCGGCGUGGUACGUAGCGGCGUGCCGUGCUAACGUGAAGAGCGGAGCCAUCAUGUCUGCUCUGUCCGACACCGAGAUCCAGCGUGAGAUUGGCAUCAGCAACCCUCUUCACCGCCUCAAACUACGCCUCGCCAUCCAGGAGAUCAUGUCCCUCACCAGCCCCUCGGUGCCACCCACCUCCAGAACGACUCUGGCCUACGGGGACAUGAACCACGAGUGGAUCGGUAACGCCUGGCUGCCCAGCCUCGGUCUGCCUCAGUACCGCAGCUACUUCAUGGAGUCGCUGGUGGACGCUCGUAUGCUGGAUCAUCUGACCAAAAAAGACCUGCGCGGUCAGCUGAAGAUGGUGGACAGCUUCCACAGGAACAGUUUUCAGUGUGGUGUGAUGUGUUUGAGACGGCUGAACUACGACAGGAAAGAGCUGGAGCGCAGGCGUGACGAGUCCCAGGUGGAGGUCAAAGAUGUGCUGGUGUGGACGAACGAGCGUGUGGUCAGCUGGGUCCAGGCCAUCGGACUGAAGGAGUAUGCUGGGAAUCUUCUGGAGAGCGGCGUUCAUGGAGCGCUCCUCGCUCUGGACGAGUCCUUCGACCACAACGCCUUGGCGCUGCUGCUGCAGAUCCCUACACAGUGCACACAGGCGAGGGCGUUGCUGGAGCACGAGUACAGCCGUCUGUUAGCCGCAGGAACAGAGAGGAGACUCGAGGAGGACGACGAGAAGAACUUCCGCCGCGCUCCGUCCUGGAGGAAGAAGUUCAGGCCCAAAGACGUGCGUGGAAUGAGUGUGAGCUCUGCCGACACACUGCCUGCUAGCUUCAGGGUGAGCGCUGCAGACGCCGCCUCCACCGCCCUGAUGACCAAGAAACCCCAGCUGGACGGAAGCGUGAGUGCUCAGCGUCUGGAUUCGGCUGCUGUCAGAACUUACUCCUGCUGAUGGUGCAGCAGAAGCGGUCGAUCCCCGUCAGGCUGCAGGUUCAGAGGAGGAUCUUUCUCCGUCAGACUCACAUCCUCUGUUCGUGUAAACCGAGGGACCUUCACUAAUUUAGCAGUGUCUCAUAUCAACUUUUGCUUGAUUUUAUUUGGUCACCUUUUAAUUCUCUCGCCCUAAUCCAGUUCAACUCUUUUAGCUGUAAUUUAUGUAUCACGAGUCCAAAGCCUGUACAUUUCCAUCUGUAGACAUAAUCUAAUUUUUAUUAUUCUCUAUGAGUAUUUUUAUCAGCUGCUUAUUCCUUUUGUGUAACUUCAUCUGGCUAAAAGACCUCGGUGUGGUUUAUCUUAACUUUGCUCUUCUCUUCAUCAGUUUUCUCCUGUUGAUUGUGAGAAAGUGGUCUGAAUCAAUGGUGUGGUGUGAAUAUCAGGGUUGGAACGUGUUUUAUAUCCUCUGAUACCAAAUCAAACCCUUGGAUAAGCCAUAAUUUAUAAUAAUUAUGAGGGCUAUUUUGAAUACAUCUUUCUACAGAUGUGAUGUUGAUGCCAGGUUUUUCUAGCAUCUGUUUGACUUAAAGUCGCUGUUUAUCCAUUCCCUGGUGCUGCGUUAGAUGUGUGUGUGUGUGUGUGUGUGAGAGAGAGAGAGAGAGAGAGAGAGAGAGAGAGAGAGACUGAGAGUGUGUGUGUGUGUGUGUGAGAGAGAGAGAGACUGAGUGUGUGUGUGUGUGUGUGUGAGAGAGAGAGAGACUGAGAGUGUGUGUGUGUGUGUGUGUGUGUGAGAGAGAGACAGAAAGAGAGAGAGACUGAGUGUGUGUGUGUGUUUCUCUCAGAUGGACCAAUCCUCCGGUGGCCUGACCGCUCGAUCCCUGUGUGUGUGUGUGUGUAUCGUAUCACUGUAAUGAAGCCUUAUAUUUCUAGCCCAGUCCUGUUGUUUUCAGAGACCUUUUUAAUAUGUCUGUAUCAGCCUUUUAUGUAGGAAGUAAAUUGUAAUUUUUGGAUGAUAUCAGAAGCACAGGCUGGAAUCAUAUCCCAGUCGCUGUUUUUUUUCUUUUCUUUUUUUUACAUUUAGUCACUUAUGUACAAUUAAAGUUAUGUUACUAUCUUUUCAUUGUCCUUUAUUUAAAUACAUCUUCUGGUCCUGUAAUAGAAAUAAUGUACAGUCUAAGUACUUAUGAACUAUCUUUAUCACAGUAUUAUUUAUUGCUUUCAUUUCAAUAAAAUACUGAAACUUAUUUUCCACUGCCAAUAAAAAUGUCUUUAAGAACA
This is a messenger RNA of Carassius gibelio (silver crucian carp), 5875 nucleotides long. RefSeq names its product PTPRF interacting protein alpha 1 (gene ppfia1). Gene Ontology annotation, molecular function: protein binding. Gene Ontology annotation, cellular component: presynaptic active zone. Lineage: Eukaryota; Metazoa; Chordata; Actinopteri; Cypriniformes; Cyprinidae. The record is from RefSeq and is a predicted model, not a curated record. Gene Ontology annotation, biological process: synapse organization. The transcript is spliced from 28 exons. Bases 1041 to 4616 code for a protein of 1191 amino acids.